AUGGUGUCUGGUGUCCAGCUUGGCCCGGCCCCAGUGCCUUGCGCCUUUGGUGGGGCCGCGGGCGGGCGCCAUUCUGUAACCAUGCAGCUAGCCACGCUUCAGGCAAAGAAACCCACGAGAUGGGUGGAUGACGAUGGGCACUCGUCUCUGGUGUUGGGGAUUGGACUGGUACCAUCAAUUCCUCUAAACACGGAUCCCACAGUCAUUAUUUCUCAUGUCGUCGAGAAUACCCGGAAGGAGACAGACUUAGUUCCAGGUUGGUUCCGUGCUCAAGUCCAGCGGACACAGGCUAUCGGCGGUGUUCCUAAAGUUUACUGCGCAUCAACUCUACUCCAGAUGGUUGUCUCAAACGGAUGGAAUUCUAAUUGGAGAACGAAUGAUAAAUCAACCUUGGCAUCCGGAGGUUUUUUCCAAUUUCUUGUUCACGGCUGUGCCGUUGCCAACACCAUGACAGGAAUUGCAGGGCUGUCUACAACCUGGCUACGGCGAAACGCCUCACGCCAAAUCGACGAGUGUUGA
Messenger RNA from Pochonia chlamydosporia 170, 519 nucleotides. RefSeq lists its product as hypothetical. The record is from RefSeq and is a predicted model, not a curated record. Lineage: Eukaryota; Fungi; Ascomycota; Sordariomycetes; Hypocreales; Clavicipitaceae. The coding region runs from base 1 to 519 and encodes 172 amino acids. The transcript has a single exon.